UUGGAUGAAUUAGUUCAAGUGCCAUGGUGGUUUAGCAUAACUAACAUAACUCUAUGCACCAUGAAUUUUCCCUGCAGGUGGAAGACACUCCUCAGCUUGUGGAUACAAGUGGUCUUCGUUCCUGGGAAACUCUGUGUGGAUGGUCAUCUUUCAAGGGAAGAUAUUUUGCUCUUCAAAGAUGAGCAAGAUCCUAAAUGUUUCACCUUGACAGAAGAUGAUUUCACCUGCUUUGUCGAGACCCAAGACAAUAGGACUUAUGAUUUUUUCUACAAGAUUGACAAAGAAUCAGACAAAAGAUGUGAUAUGUCUGUCCAGAGCACAGAAGAAGGAACUAUCCUCCACAUCUGCUCAUUUCCUCCCUUAGAUGUUUACUUGAGUGUGGACAUACACCUUAAAGUGGUGGAGCGCAACACCAACAGCACCCUCUGCAAUCGGAUUGUUUCUGUGGAAGACCAUUUACUCCUGGAUCCCCCCUUCAAUGUGUCUUUGCUCCAAAAUGACCAGGCUGGACAGCUGCAGGUUUCAUGGCGCACAAAGUUGUCAAUAUACUGGGAGGAUAAUGUGCAGUAUAAGAUUCGAUACUCUUCCAAGAGACUAGGAGAGAAGACAAAACAGGUCAAGAAGUUGUUAAACACAGUGGUAACUCUGGUACCAGGGGAGGAGGUUGAGGUCCAGGUCUCAGUCAAGUCUGCCAACAGAGAAGAUGCAGGACACUGGAGCCACUGGUCACCCCCUGUGCGAGCUGUGGCUCCCCAAAGUACAGAUGAUAUUUCUCUAUUGUGCUAUACAUCUGACCUGCAAAACAUCACCUGUCAGUGGAAUGGGAGCAGAUACAGCAUACAAAAUGAGUACAAACUUUUCUACAAGAUGAGUCUGAGUGGUGGCUUGGGCUGGAGAGAAUGGGAAGAGUGUCUGGCUGACGGGGAGCUGACUGAGCGGUGCAGUUUCCAUGGAGACGAGUCCAGAAAAGUCAGGGUCAAGCUCAGCAACACUCGAGCUCCACUCAACAGAACCUUCUUCAGUCAAGAGUUCACUCUCAGCAAGAUCAUUAAAACAUCCCCACCGGGACAUCUGAGAGGAGCACCCAAGAAAUUUAAGUUGUGCUUGCAAUGGGAAGUUCCUCUUCUGUCUCUGUCAGCUCACCUGCAAUAUGAAGUCAGCUACCAAAUCAGAGGGGGUGAAGCAUGGAUGACGGUAUCCCUAAAGGGUCCAGAGCCUGACACGUGUCUAGAGGUGCCAACAGGUAGCAGGUACAGAGUUAAGGUCAGAGCUAAACCUAAUGGAUCCAUUUACUCGGGCCAGUGGAGUGACUGGUCAGAUGUGCUCACUGGACACACCCCUACUGACAUAAGCACUUGGCUCGUGCUGUGUAUCCCUGUCAUGAUGCUGAUUUCUGCAUUCAUCUUCGUUUUCUUGUUCUCCACAUACCUCAGAAAGCUCAAGCAUUAUUUCUGGCCACCAGUGCCCAACCUGGACAAAGUCCUACAAGGCUUCCUGACAGAUAUCAACAGGCAGAAAUGGGAUUGUCCAGUCACUGCAAAACAGUGCCCUGAGGAAACCACUGCAUCAGUGGUGGAGGUCAUGUCUGAAGCUGAGAUCUCAGAGCUGGGUAAGCCACUAGAUGAAUCCACCCAGCUCCUGUCACCAGGGGGAAGCUACUGCAGCAUAGAACAGGCAGAAGGGAGCCUUGGUACGCAACCAGAAGUCAUUCCAGACUAUGUGACCCUUAACAGAAACAGCGUCAUUCUUUUCCCAAAAGCAAACAAUUAUAUCUUUGAGCAGGUUGUAGAGAAAACAGACGUGGAGGUGAGCAGUGAGGUCCUUCAAACAACAUGUCACUGCACUGAUGAGUCAGUCUGUGUCCCACCUUGCUUAUGCAAUGACUUUCUUAACCAUUCCUACUUGCCUUUGGCUGAGCUUGCUGACAAACUUGACCCCAAUGUCACUGCUACAAGGGGGCCAGGCAACCUCUAUACUAAUUUUCCCUGUAGCUAAAUA
Scomber japonicus (chub mackerel) is the source of this 1998-nucleotide messenger RNA. It is a transcript of the gene mpl, whose product is annotated as MPL proto-oncogene, thrombopoietin receptor. Gene Ontology annotation, molecular function: protein binding; cytokine receptor activity. The record is from RefSeq and is a predicted model, not a curated record. Gene Ontology annotation, cellular component: external side of plasma membrane. NCBI's taxonomy places the organism in Eukaryota, Metazoa, Chordata, Actinopteri, Scombriformes, Scombridae. Gene Ontology annotation, biological process: cytokine-mediated signaling pathway; positive regulation of cell population proliferation; hemopoiesis. The transcript has 12 exons. The coding region runs from base 61 to 1995 and encodes 644 amino acids.